Ustilago hordei is the source of this 1443-nucleotide messenger RNA. Its product is annotated as putative 2-oxoisovalerate dehydrogenase alpha subunit, mitochondrial precursor. NCBI's taxonomy places the organism in Eukaryota, Fungi, Basidiomycota, Ustilaginomycetes, Ustilaginales, Ustilaginaceae. The transcript is spliced from 2 exons. Gene Ontology annotation, molecular function: oxidoreductase activity, acting on the aldehyde or oxo group of donors, disulfide as acceptor. Gene Ontology annotation, biological process: branched-chain amino acid catabolic process. The record is from RefSeq and is a predicted model, not a curated record. The coding region runs from base 1 to 1443 and encodes 480 amino acids.
AUGGCUGCUUCCACAGCGAUGUCCGCCGGCCGCAUGCGCCUGGUGCAGCAGCUUUGCGUUCCAGCCCGCACAACUUUCACUCGAACGUCAAGCUCCUUCGUACGAUCCUUCGCCUCCACCUCUCUCCUUGGCAAAGACGGCGACGAACCACAAGGUCAUCUUCCCGGCCACCCUUCCUCCGUCUUCCUCACCUCUCUCAACGACAGCUUCUUCGACCGAGUCAAACCCAAAACUCUCUCCGGCAACGCCAACGCUCAAGGCGGCAUCCCAACCUACCGUCUCAUGGACGGUGUCGGCCGCCUCCUCCCUGGUGUCACCGAUGAAAUGGUCAACAUCACCCAAGCCGAAGCCGUCAAGAUGUACCGCACCAUGCUCCUCCUUCCCCAAAUCGACGUCAUUCUGUACAAUGCUCAACGACAAGGUCGUAUCUCGUUCAUGAUGACUUCCUAUGGCGAAGAGGGCGCUGUGAUUGGUAGUGCAGCAGGGCUGGCGUUGCAAGAUGAAGUGUUUGCCCAGUACAGAGAAUCAGGGGUGUUGCUUUGGAGGGAUUUCUCGAUUGAUCAUUUCAUGUCGCAGGUGUUUGGUGCUGAAGAUGAUUUGUGUGGUGGCAGACAAAUGCCGAUUCAUUUUGGUAGUACUAAGCAUCACUUCCAUACCAUCAGUAGUCCCUUGGCUACACAGAUUCCUCAAGCCGCAGGGGCCGGAUAUGCGCUCAAGAGGACAAAGGGAAGAGAAGGGAAUGUGGUCAUUUGUUACUUUGGUGAAGGUGCAGCGAGUGAAGGUGAUUUCCAUGCUGGUAUGAACCUCGCUAGCACUACUAAGAGCCCGGUUAUCUUCUUCGUCCGAAACAACGGCUACGCCAUCUCCACCCCCGCCUCGGAGCAGUUCCGAGGAGACGGCAUUGCCUCUCGUGGUCCAGGCUACGGAAUGCUCACCAUCCGUGUGGACGGUAACGACGCUCUCGCCGUCCGAUCCGCUGUUCAAUCCGCAAAAGCCAAAGCCCUCUCUGAGCAACGACCCGUUCUGAUCGAAGCGAUGACCUACCGUGUCGGCCACCACUCGACCUCGGACGACUCUUCCGCCUACCGAUCCAAGCAGGCCGUUGAGAGCUGGAAGCAGAUGGAUAACCCCUUGCACCGCAUGCGCAACUUUUUGACCGAUCGAGGAUGGUGGAAUGACAAGCUCGAAGAGGAGACCAAGGUGCAGCACCGUAAGUUAGUCAUUGAGGCGAUGGGUAGGGCUGAGAAGAAGAAGAGACCGCAACUGAGCAGUCUCUUUGAAGGAACUUACAGGGGCGAGAUGCCUGGCAACUUGAAGGAACAGCGGAAGGAGCUGGCGCUGUUGAUUGAAAAGUAUGGUGCUCUGCCAGUAUGGUCGAAGGAGCUGGCGAAACAUGCUAAUGCUGGGAAGGAUAUGGAGCAGUAUCGUGAAGACAAGGCUUAG